AUGGCUAAUUUACUAAUAUUUCUAUCAGCAACGCUGGUAUUUGCACUGGCUUACGUUGAAGCCCAGUAUGUCUAUCCUGCUGCUUAUUAUGGACCCGCUUAUUAUGAACCCGUUUAUUAUGAACCCAUUUAUUAUUCUGACUACCCUAGUGAUGAUAGUAGUAGUAGUUCCAGCGAUGACAGUCAUUAUCCUGACCACAAACUAGAGUACAAACCAGAGUACAAACCAGAGUACAAACCAGAGUACAAACCAAAGUACAAACCAGAGUACAAACCAGAGUACAAACCAGAGUACAAACCAGAGUCCAAACCAGACAGAUACAGACGAGAUGCAGAAAAGAACGACCAAGACAAACCCAUCGCACAGUAUUCAGCAAAAGAAAACCAUCUUCGCGAAGAUCAAGAUGAUCAUCACGGAUUCAAUGACAUCCGUAAAAAAGAAAAAGAUAAUAGGGGAAAUGCGAAACAACUGCAUGAAAGAAAUAAUUAUUAUGAUCGAAACAGCGACAAAAAAGCACAGAAUGCUGAGGUGGCAAACAAACUAUUUAAAGAUCGUACAUCGUUUGAAGGUAAAGCACAUAAGGAAAAGUCUCAGACACAUGACGCUGGAAAAGAUCAUGAAUUAAGCAAAAAAGAACGUCAUAGUGGUUAUCCUCAGAAGCAUAAAGGACAUCCCGCCAAAGAAGAACAUCAUAGUGGUUAUCCUCAGAAGCAUAAAGGACAUCCCGCCAAAGAAGAACAUCAUAGUGGUUAUCCUCAGAAGCAUAAAGGACAUCCCGCCAAAGAAGAACAUCAUAGUGGAUAUCCUCAGAAGCAUAAAAGAUAUCCCGCCAAAGAAGGAAAGUGA
Messenger RNA from Didymodactylos carnosus, 846 nucleotides. The record is from the annotation of a GenBank genome assembly. NCBI's taxonomy places the organism in Eukaryota, Metazoa, Rotifera, Eurotatoria, Philodinida, Philodinidae.